AUGGCGCUGUUUUCUGCAGCGGCAAAAGGAGACGUCCAGAAGAUACAAUCAUUAAUCGACUCAGAAGACAAGUCCGAGGAUUCGAGAGGAGUUGAUGUAAACUGCUCGGAUGCAUCUGGCAAGACACCCCUUCACAUUGCUUCGGCAAACGGACAUUUGCAAACGGUUAAAUGCCUAACCAAUCAUGGAGCAAAGGUGAAUGUAAUCGAUGCUAACCUACAGACAUCGGUUCACUUAUGUUCAAAGAAAGGCCAUCUUCAUGUGGUAGAGCUGUUAGUGAACGAAGGAGCAGAUAUUAAAAUUGGCGACAAAGAUGGGUUUACAGCUCUUCACAUAGCAUCAUUCGAGGGUCAUGUUGACAUUGUCAAAUACCUUGUUAGUAAAGGGGCAGAGCUGGAGAGACUUGCUAAUGAUUAUUGGACACCUCUACACCUUGCAUUAAACGGUGGCCAUCUUGACAUUGCAGAGUACCUUUUGACAGAAGGAGCCAACAUUAACACGUGUGGUAAAGGUGGAUGUACAGCUCUACAUGCUGCAUCACAAACUGGUAAUAUUGAUGGAGUGAAAUAUCUAACUAGUCAAGGAGCAGAGCAAAAUAAGAUCACUGAGGAUGGUUGGACCGCGCUGAGUCUGGCUUCAUUUAGGGGACACCUUGACAUUGUCAAAGUUCUCGUUAACGAAGGGGUAGAGGUUGACAAAGCACUCAGGAACGGGAUGACACCCUUGUUUCUGGCAACAAAAAAAGGCCAUUUGGGUAUUGUCGAAGUCUUACUGAACGUAGGAGCAAAUAUUGAUAACUGUAAUCGAAACGGGCAAACAGCACUCCACAUCGCAUCGUCCAAUGGACACGUUGAAAUAGUUCAUCAUCUUGUUAGCAAAGGGGCACAGCCUGAAAAAUGUAACAACACCAACAUGACACCCUUGUCUUGUGCUUCUCAAAAGGCCAUCUUGAAGUCGUCGAGUGUAUCGUUAACAAAGGAGCAGGCAUUGAUAUCGUUGAUAAAAAUGGAUUAA
This is a messenger RNA of Strongylocentrotus purpuratus (purple sea urchin), 1014 nucleotides long. RefSeq names its product ankyrin repeat domain-containing protein 50-like. Gene Ontology annotation, cellular component: cytoplasm. Bases 1 to 1014 code for a protein of 337 amino acids. The transcript has a single exon. The record is from RefSeq and is a predicted model, not a curated record. Lineage: Eukaryota; Metazoa; Echinodermata; Echinoidea; Camarodonta; Strongylocentrotidae. Gene Ontology annotation, molecular function: protein binding.